This is a messenger RNA of Procambarus clarkii (red swamp crayfish), 11841 nucleotides long. Lineage: Eukaryota; Metazoa; Arthropoda; Malacostraca; Decapoda; Cambaridae. The record is from RefSeq and is a predicted model, not a curated record.
UAUAAUAAUAAUUUCCUAACCCCGUCGUGGUCACUAGAUAGAUAACUAGGUCAAGUACAUUAUUAAUAUAAUAAAGACCAAAUAAUGGCGCGAAUGUAUCCUGCCAUCUAUGGUGUGAGUACUAAACUAUGUGGCGUGCAGCAGUUACUGGCGAGUCGCGUCUCCCGGUGCGGCCGUCAGUGUUCUCUCUGCUUAACUUUGUUAUGAUAAUAUGGGACAGUGUAAACAUGGCGCAGUGUCUCAUCUUGUAAUUAUUGCGUAUUGAUCUAUAAAUGCGGGGAUAAUUGGCAAAGCGUGAUGAAGCUGUAUAGAUGCCGACAUUAAGUAAUGAUGAAUCAUUAGUGAUUAUGUAAUGAAUGACCUGGAUUCUUGGGUUUCCAUUGCAAGUCCACCUGAGAAGUUUGAAGAGAGGUGGUAGGAGACCUAGCCAAUGUGUUAGGAACAACUGGAAAGCUGCAUAAAUAAAACAUCAAGUGGGUAAUAUGGUCUGCUUCUUUAAAAUAUUUUGCUCUGGUAUAAGGAGAUGGAAUGACAUACCCCAGAAAAUUUUAAUCUACUGUACUGUAACAUCAGGAACCUGAACCCAUCAAAGUGAGUUGAAACAAAUAUUAGUUUUUUGUGUUAACUAAAGAUAAACUAAAGAUUUAUGGCAAUGGAAGACACAGUCAAUAAUGAGAUAAUUAUCCACAAGAAUGACUCUAAGGUGCAUGCCUUACCAAGGAAAUAUAAUCUGGAUGAAGAGUUUAAAGCGAAAGAAAAGGUUGAGGUAUCAUCAAGUUCUUUAUAUGGUAAUAUGGUGUCUAAGGACAUUGCAGUAGCUAUUGAAGCCAAGGUAAAAAUAAAGAGAAAAAUGCAGAAAAUAUAUCCCUGUGAGAAGUGUAAUUUGAUAUCGCAAUCUUCUACUAACUUUAAGAAACACAUGUUGACACACUCAGGGGAAAAACCUCACAAGUGUAUGGUAUGCCAAAGGGCAUUUAGGCAGAAGCAUCAUUUAAUUGAUCAUCAACGAACACACACAGGAGAACGUCCCUUUGAAUGUGAGGAAUGUGGAUCUAGGUUUGUUCAGAAGUCAUCUUUAAAUUUACACAGAAAAAAACAUUCUGGAAUAAAACCAUAUUCUUGCAACAUAUGUAAUCAUUCCACAUAUGAAAAGAUGCAUCUAAAAAUGCACAUGAGAACCCAUACUGGUGAGAAGCCCUAUCAGUGUGAAAAAUGUGGCCAAACAUUUUCACAUUUAAGUCGGUUAAAGCUUCAUACAAUGAUACAUACUGGAGAAAGGCGUUAUAAAUGUGAGAAAUGUGGUGUGUGCUUUCGAGAAAAGGUUACCUUGCAAAAGCAUAGAGGGGUCCAUAUCAACCUAGGACCAUUUGAAUGUGAGGAAUGUGGAAAACAGUUCACACGUAUGAAUGGUUUAGUUCUGCAUCGUAAAGUUCACACUAAUAAUCAGGAGUAUCUCUAUGUGUAUAAUAAAUCAGAAAAUCAGACUUAUAAAUCCACACUAUCGGAAAUGACAAAUGUAGCACUAAAAUCACCACCAUCUAAGAUGGCAAAAGAGGCUUUAAAUUCCUCUCCAUCUGAGAUAUCAAAUGAGGCUUUAAAAUCCAUGCAACCUACAGCACCUGAUAAGGCUUUAAAAUCCCCAGCAUAUAAAGCCACAGAUGUGACUGUAAAAUCCUCACCAUCUAAGACAGAGAACAACCCUUUAAAAUUCACAUCUAAAAUACCACCUGUGACUAUAAAAUCUUUAGUAUGUAAAACAACAAAGGAGGCUAUAGAAUCCUCAUCAUCAAAGGCUGCAAAUGAGGCUUCAAAAUCUACACCAUCUAAGGAAGCAACUGAAGAGUUAAAAUUCUCACUCUUUAAUGCAGCAAAUGAGACUUUAAAAAGCACAUCAUGUAAUGAGAUUAAUGAAGAUACAUCUGCAACAUUUAAAACUUUAGAUAACGCUAUAGAAUCUGCACCAUCUAAGGCAGAAGAUGAGGGUGCAAAAUGUGUACUAUUUAAAGCAGAAAAUAAUAAAUUAAAAUCUUCAUUAUCAAAGACAAAAAAUGAAGCUCCAAAAUCCACACCUUCAAAGUCAGUAAAUGAGCCAUUAAAAGACAAACCAUCUAAAGGAUUUAGAGAAGUUGCUGAUAUAGAAAAUCAGUAUUCACCACUUUCAGAGAUUAUGCCCAGAGCUGGGGAUAAAGUAGAAAAUAUAUCAACUUCUGCUUUGAGCUUAGAACACAAUGACAGAAUUUAUGAAUUUACAGAACAUACAGGCAGCACUGCAGUUUUAUCUGAAGAGCAGGCAUCAUUGAAAAAUGUUAAGUACAGUCAGCCAAGUAUAGAUGCUGCCAAUAUCUCUCACAUCUCUUCAGUGUUUGAUGACACUAUACACAGAAAGAUUAAUGUUGUGCACAGUUCUGAAGAGGGUAGAUCCCAAGAUAAAUUAAAAGAAAGUUUAGCAUCUAAUUUAUAUGAUAAAAAUGUAACCAAAGAUUUCAAUGUUGUUCAUCCUGAUCAUGUACGAGCAGCAUUAGAGAGUGGAACUGUCCUAGAAACUCAAGAUGAAGAUGGCAAGGGAUUUUUCAUAGUUUUACCAGAAUCUCUAAAAGAUAAAGAAAUCACAUAUUUGGCAGACUCGAUGCACAAUUGUGAUAUCAUUAGGACAUCAGUUAAUUCACAAGAAUCAAUAACAGAUGUGACCAUAGAUGUACCCACAAGUGAGAACACUAUAGAAUGCAAUUCUUCAAAAGUAUUCUCACAUACAGCCUCCAACAACUGUAUUAGUAAUGACCCCUACUCUAAUGUGGCACAAGACCUUCCUGGAAAUGAUGUUUGUGCUUAUACAGUAGACAUACAUGAAGUCACAAAUGUAGAAGAUGACAAUCAUCCAAUUCAGAUAGAAGGGGAGCAUAAUGGUGAUGAUGGUGGUGGUGGUGAUAUUGUUCAUAAUUAUGAUAGUACAGACACCUUUCCAGUAGAAGAACCAGAGGAGCUGAACAAUGAAAUGCCUAGGUAUCCACGUGUUGUACGAGAGGAAAUUUAUUCUGAUGGCACAAGUCUUCUGUUGUGGAAUGAUGAGCUGGAACAUCUAACAGAAGUAACUUACGUGAUAGAAGAAGGGAAGGAGAAUCCCAUAUUGAAUCCUCCUCAGGGUGCACAAUUUUACAGCUCUCAAAUAUUACACUCUACUGUAAUGGAGCCAGAAAUUAAAAGAAAAGCUCAAGAAACAGAAUUCUUUAUAGAUGAUAUAAAUCAAAAAAAUCAAAAGAUGCAGAAAUGUGACUAUGAAAGAACAGUAUCUGCUAAGACACGUACAAAAGACAAGAAACUAAAAGAAAAGAAAGUGAAGAGCCGAAUGGUGUAUGAUUGUCUACAAUGUGGAAAGUCUUGUAAAACAUCAUCAAAUUAUAUCACUCACAUGCGAACGCAUUCUGGAGAAAGGCCAUAUUUUUGUGACUUCUGUGGUAUGGGUUUUAAACAGAUUUCACAUCUUCGAUCCCAUAUAAGGAUUCAUACUGGAGAAAGGCCAUAUGUUUGUAAUGUCUGCAAUGCUACCUUUACCCAGUCUUCAAGGUUAAAUUCUCAUAAAAGAACUAUUCAUGUAGAGGGUAGAAAUAUUGUAAAGAAAAAAGAAAAGCCAUUGGUAGAGCACAAAGUAAGAAAUUUUUAUUGUAAAAUCUGCAAAAAGACUUUCAUUAAUGAAUGUUUCAAGAUAGAUCACAUGAGAGGUCAUUUAAAACCCCAACCAUAUCGGUGUAAAAUUUGUGGGGUUUGUUACAAACAAAAGAGCAGUAUGAUAAAGCAUAGUCAUUGUCAUGUAGAUAACAAAUUUAUUUGUGAGAUAUGUGGACAUGGCUUCCUAAAUCUUUCUAUGUUGGAAAAUCAUAGUAUUGUGCAACAUAAGAAGGGCUUGACAGAGUGUGGAAUGUCAGAUGUAUGUAUUAAUGUUAAAAUAGGAGAAGAAAAGGACUUUGUUGUUAUUAACCAUUCUAUUAAGAAUAUUCAAAGUGAAAUAACUGAUGGUGUUAAAGUGAAAGAAGAAACUAUAGAUAUAACUGAGGUAAAUGAUUGUCAAGUAAAACAAGAGGUUAUACAUGUCAUUGAUGCAGAUGGCUGUGUAAAGUGUGAGGUAAUGCCAGUAACACAUGUAGAUGAUAUGCACAUUAAAGCUGAAGCAAUGGAAAUCAAAGGCAUGGAAAGCUGUAGCAAGGACACAGAGAAACAUUCAAAUAAAGAUUAUGUAUCCAGCACAGAGGAACAGUCAAAUAAUGAUAAUAUAUCCAGCACAGAGGAACAUUCAAAUAAAGAUAAUGUAUCCAGCAGAGAAGAACAUUCAAAUGAAGAUAAUGUAUCCAGCACAGAGGAACAUUCAAAUAAAAAUAAUGUAUCCAGCAGAGAAGAACAUUCAAAUAAAGAUAAUGUAUCCAGCACAGAGAUUAAAUGUGAAGUUUUGCUUACUGUAGAUAAAGAUAAAGAGCUUCUUAAUAUACUAGAGCCUGAAUGGCAAGACUCAACAGAAUCUGUAAAAGAAUUCAGCAAAGUUAAGUUUCAUUAUACUUCUAUUGACAAUACUGGAAGGAAAAUUUGGCAAUGUAAGGUGUGUGAUAGGCCUUUCUAUCAGUCAUCUAAUUAUCAGAGUCAUAUGAGAAUGCAUACUGGUGAAAGGCCAUACGAAUGCAACUAUUGUCCUCGAGCUUUCAAACAAAUAACACAUCUAAAAGAUCAUAUGAGUAGGCACACUGGCUUGAAGCCUUAUAAAUGUGGUGCGUGUGGAUUAUGCUUUUCCCAGCGAUCUGCUGUAACACGCCACAUAAGAAACUUGCACAAUGAUAAAGCUAUAAUGGUAGUUAUGGGAAAUGAUAAACUUUUACCAAGUGGAUGGAAUGACCUGAUAUCUUUAAAGCUUGAAAAUCAGUCCGGUGAUUCUGAGCAACACUUGCAAGAAGGAGAAAUUAAUUCAAGUCAGUGUAAAAAUAAAAAAUUAAAUGAUGGCAGCAGUUCAAAUAAGACAAAAACUUGUGAUAUAUGUAAACAAUCAUACACCAUAAACUACUUCAGGUCUCACUUGCGAUGUCAUACAGGAGAGCGUCCUUACACUUGCAAUCUCUGUGGAGAAACUUUUAGACAAAAGGCUCACAUGCACUCUCAUCAACUUCGCCAUUCAAGGGAAAAGUCUGUAUGUGAGCUAUGUGGAACUUCUUUUACACAGUCUUAUAGAUAUGACAAUCAUAUAAUAAAGUGCCGUGAAACAAAAAAUGUUAACACAAAAUCUAUCAAGAAAUAUCGGUGUGCAUGUGGAACUUGUUAUAUUCGUCGUGUUCAAUUAGUCAGACACCAAAAAAUUUGCAGUGUCGUAAAAGAGAGUUAUAAAAGAACAGAUAUAAAUGAACCUGAAAUUUUAUUUGGUGAGAGUGAGAGCAAAUGUGAGUUGAAUGGGAAUAAAAAUUUGUGCACAAGUAGAAAUGAGAAGGAGACAAAAAAGCAAACAGAAUCCAGUCCUAUGUAUAGUGAUGAAGAAUUUACAUGCAAAUAUUGUAAUAUAACAUUUAAAAACAUUACUGAGCAUAAGAACCACUUGAAACAACACGAAAAUAUGUCACAGGUUUGUGGAGAUUGUGGGGCACUGUUCAGAAGGGCAUCUGCUUUACGGUUUCAUCAGAGAGUGAAGCAUGGUAAAGCAGAUGAAAGAUAUAAGGAGUAUAAUAUUGGAUUAGAAAACAUUAAAGAGGAGCAGUUCAGUGAUGAUAACAUUGAGGAAGAUAAAGUGAAGCAUAACAAAAGACAUAUAAACAACAACAUAGAAGAAAGUAAAGGAAACAUUAAGCAAGAAAAAUUACAGACAUAUGAAAGAAAAGGAAUUACAGGGAAGCGAUGCAAAAACCAUUUAAGAGAAUCUGUAGGCAAAGUUACCAUAAAGUCACUCGAAGAAAUGGGUGCUGAGAAAAAUACAGCUAAUAGUGAAACUUUGCAAGUAGCAGAGAGAAAGCAUGAAAUGGAAGCUCCAGGUGGAUCAAUUGGUAAAGAGUUCGAGAGAGAUUCACAAAAGAACCCUGGAGAUGAACAAAAAUCACAAGCAGUGUAUAAAUGUGAGGCCUGUGUCAUGACUUUUAAUCGAUUAUCAAAGCUGAAACACCAUAUUGGAAUGUGGUGUAAAGGAUUAAAAAAUUUAUCACAACAUAAUGCACUUAGUGAUUCAUCAAAUAAUGUGCUCAAACAAGAAGUUUCUUUAGAUAUAACCAAAAUAAAGCAAACACAAUUUCCUAACUUUGACAUAGAGUUCACUAAAAAGAGUUCUUUAGUGACUGGUGAUUCAAAUUCUAAAAAUAAUAGCAAACUUAAGGGUACAAAAAAUAUUAAAUUUAAUCAUGCACUCCAGUCUGAAGAACUUGUUGCAGUGAAGGUGGAGGAAAAUUUAGAGGGCAGUGACAGUAUAAAGCCCAGUGAAGUUAGGAGUACAAGUUCAGAGGAGGAGGAAACUAAGUCAAGAAUAUUUGAGGAUAAGCAAUGUAGUAAUUCUAAUUAUUGUAAAGAUUGUGACAAGCAUUUCACACGAGCUUAUUCUUAUAAAGUACAUUUACAAACUCACUUGGCAAAACGGCCAUAUAAAUGUGACCGGUGUUGUGUGACUUUCACUCAAAAGGCCCAUUUAACAACUCAUUACAGAAGACAUACAGGUGAAACACCAUAUCAAUGUGAUGCAUGUGAUAAAGCAUUUACUCAGUCAUCAAGGCUAAAAGAUCACAUAAAAAGAUUACAUGGUAAGCCUAGAAAUACAUGAGAUUUAUAUAAUAAGUCUUCAUUUGGCACAUUUGAUAUACAAUUGCACAGUGUAAAUAAGAACAUUAUAAGGGGAAAGGCAUUUAUUGUUUUAAGAUACUACUCUGUACAUCUAGAAAUUGAAGAAAAUGGAAGAUGUUGAAUAUUAUGUAAAGGACUGCCAGCUGUUAAUGGUGUGUAAGGUUUGACUAAUGUUACAUAAUUCAAGAAUUAGUAUUCUCAAUGAGUGACAAAUUUUAGUUUUGUAGGCUACCAUUCUUUUAAACAUGCAGUUAUAUAAGAUUUGUCAAGAGUACAAAAUCUCCUUUAGAUAGUUUUGAUGUUCAGAUGUAAUAGUAUUUAUUUUAUAGCUGUAAUGAAUACUUAUUAGAUACCAAUACAGACCAGAUUGAAAGUACAGUGCAUCUAUUUUUUCAUUUUUUUUUUAUCUAAUCCAUUAUGCCAGCAAUUUAAAACACCUUAACAAAAAGCAUCCAGGGAGAAGGAAGUAUGUGGCAAGGGUUGUAUAAUGUAUUUUUGUACUAAAGAAGCACUUUUACAAAUACAGUAUUGGUACAGUACAUAUAGUGUUUGUUUCAGUAUAAAUACAGCACCCAAAUUUUUGUUUUGUUUUAUGACUUAUUUUUUUUAUUUUUUUAAGUGUUUAAUUCUUACAAAAUAUGUGAAUUAUAUAAAAUGUUUACAUAACUCAUUAUACAACCAUACAGUUGUUGUAUGCAUGUGAACAUAGGAUGAGAGCCAAGUGUAAAUGUGGCACUAUAAAGAGUUCACAACUGAGGGUAUAAUAUACAUUAUUUGGUUUCAUUUGGCUCUCUUGUGCAUAUUCAUGUGUGCCUGUGAGUUGAUUUUAUGUGCUUGCUUGUACACAUUCUUGUGCAUGCCUUUCAAUGUUUCUGAUGAAUCAUGACAAUUUAGAUUGAAUUUUAUGUAAAAGGAACAUAAUUUUUUGUAUCAAAAUUUGUAAACAGAAAAGUUAAACAUAAUCAAACCUUUAGGGAUAGUGUCUUGUGCCUUUCUGAAGGGCAAACAGAGUACUGUACUUUCUGAACUGGCCCCUCAAUAGCUUCCCAAUGCAUUAGGCUCUGGUUUUCCAUGUGUUGGUACCAGGCAUGUGAGUGAGUGAGUGUUGGUUGGCUGGUCCCUCAGGUAACCUGAGCUGCCACCUGGUGGCUCAUUGUGUAAUGAUUGUUUACCUUCUACAUACUAAGUGUUUCUGUGGGGAGCCCCUUCGGCUCCCUGGAGCUAUUGGACUGAUAUACACUAUAUUAGUCUGGGGCUUCAGUCAAUGGAGUUCUACCUACCGGUAACCUUUAGCUAGAACAUGGCCCCCUCAGAGGGGCGCAGGGAGCAAUGACCCUAGAAAAACUCCCUUGUAUUUGGGGUAUGUCAUCUGCCAUCGACCGGGGUUAGGCACUCGGAAAGGUAGGCAUCUCAAAACAAACCCCCACAUGGUAGGAAAUGCAAAAAAACCCAACACUGAAUAGAAAAACAGAACUCCCAAAGGAAAAUGAAGGAAAUAAGCAAUGUCAUUCAGCGCCACUGUUUGUCUGCGCUGCCCUCCACUCCCCUCCCCACCCCGGGAGGGGGAGGGCAGCAAGAACUUUCAUUCCCUGCUUCCCAUUUGGUUGCGUCCCAGGUUUGGACCUGGCUGGGCCUCGUUUGGGACUCUCAAAUCACUUCCGUGUGUUUUCCCACUGUGGUGUUGCUGCGGCUGCAGUCCCGCUUCCGGAUAUUCCUGAGGAGGUCCCGGGUCACUUGGCGGUUGCUCGCUUGGUUGUGCAGGAAUCUGCACUUCACUGUGCUGGUUUACCUGCCAGGUCGGGUCUAGCAUCUAGCAUCGGUGCUAGACCCGACCAGAUGUCGGGUCUAGCAUCUGGUUCCUUUGGUGGUGUCUCUUUUGCCCCUCUCGUGACUGCUGGGUUCAAGCCUGUGGGCCUUGCAUCAGUUGCUACAUCACCGGCUACCUCUUCGGAUUUUUUGGGAUUCAGUGCCUUGGCGCCUCCCCAAUCCCUCGCUCAAUGUGUUCACGGAUGCCUCGUCUCUCGGCUGGGGCUUUGUGAACAGUGCUCACCAGGCCAACCAGGGGCAGUGGGCUCCAUCCUUUCCUCAGGCUCAUAGCACAGUGUGUGGGCGGUUGCGGCGGUUUGGUUUUUGAUGUGGUGGGUUUGGGUCGUUCGGGUCUCUUCGAUCAGACUCCACUCUGGUGGUUCCUUGUCUUGACAGCAGAGGUUCUCUUCGGUCUUUUGCUCUUUGGGGCAUGUCGCUUCAGGUGACUCGUCUGCUGGAUUCUCGGGGUUUAGCGCUCCGUGCUGUUCACUUCUGGGGAGUGUCCAACAUCCUGGCAAACAGCCUGACGGUUCAUUUCCCUGUCCACAGAAUGGACGGUCGACGCCAACUCCUUCAGGUGGCUUUGCCGGACGUACAGGCCCCUGACGAUGGAUUUCUUCGUGUUGGACUUGUCCCAGCAUCUCGCGAUAUAUGUGGCACCCUUCCCCGACUUCGGUGCUGUCGAGGUGGGGUUACUUGUACUUCUUCCCCCCAGUCUGGCUGGUACUUUGGGUUCUGGCUCAGUUGGAGUCUUCCCGAGGGACAGUCGUCCUUGUGGCCCCCGUGUGGCUGGCCCAGCCUUGGUUUCAGACACGGCUACUCCCGUCCCAUCCCAAAUCCUUAUCCUGACCCCUUCCAAGUGCUAUAUAAACGUAAUGGCUUGGGACUUUCAUCUGAUAGUUCCUUUUCUUCCUUGUUCGGUGUCUGAACCCCAAGGCGUUUUCCAUGACUCCGCCUUUUCCAGCAGCUCGGGUCUGUUCGAUCUAUUUCCCCGCUCUUCGCGGGGGAAGAAGUGGAAGUGGUCCUUUUGACGCAGGUGUAUCACCUCUUGUUUGGUGAUCAGGUGGUCCUUUUGACGCAGGUGUAUCAUCUCUUGUUUGGUGAUCAGGUGGUCCUUUUGACGCAAGUGUAUCACCUCUUGUUUGGUGAUCAGGUGGCCUCAUUGAAGGUGUCCCACCUGCGGUCUUCGUCUGAGCAACAGUAUGGAGUCUCUUGGCAUUUUUUUGUCUUUUCCUCUCUUUGUAGGUUCUCUUCUAUUUCUGUUUGGGUUGUCUUGUCCUUUCUUGGCUCUUUCAGGACCGUCAUCUUAUGUCUAAUACUGUCACCUCUUAUCGUGUUGCUUUGAUGGAGCCGCUCCAGCUUGCAUUUGGUGUGGAUGUUCCUUCUGCCCCUUCUCCUCCGUACGUUUUCUUAUGCUUUGUUCGCCUCCAGCCUGCUCAUGCGCCACCUGAGCCGACCUGAUCCUUGGACAGGGUGCUCUCUUUUCUUUCUUCUCGGGUUGUGGUGGCCAAUUUGGUUCAUGAGUACCUUCAGAAGGCUUUGUUUCUGUUGGCGUAACCUCUGGAAGGCAGGUCAGUGAGCUUCCUGCUCUUCCCAAUAACCCAAGGGCUUCCAAUGGGGCCCUUGGGUUAUUGAUACUUGGUUAGUCAUGCCGGGGGGUGCAUCUUAUGUUGUGUCCAAUUGUGGCUCAGCGCCAUUGCCUGUGCACCUCGGCUUCUGUGGCCGUGGACAUGCUUUGGGUUGAUCCAAUUUCACUCGUUCCCUGUUCCAUAGCUCGGUCUCUAAGGUCGUCCACAAUGUUCUUAAGUCUAGCCAGCCUGAGGUCUACCCUCGUACACAUACUUUUUUAAGUUUGGUGCUCUGGCCGCUGUGUUUGGGAACAUGUCUUAGGCUGAUAUUUGUGUACGGGGGUUUUGGAGGUCAGACAGGGUCCUGGCCACCCGUAUUUUGGUGACUGUUCCUGUGUUGCCUUGGGUCGUAGGAUGCAUUCAGUUGUCUCGUCUUUGGGUUGAGGUACACAGUGAGGCCGUCUCCCGGGUUGGUCCCCCUUUUUACUUAUCUUUGGUUAUGGAGCUCCAGGGAGUCGAAGGGGCUCCCUACAGAAAACCAGAGUGGAAUGUAAUGAAACGCCAUUUUCUGGGUGAACCCCGGAGGCUCCCUUGUACCCACCCGCCGUCUGGUUGGAGGUUUUUUUUUGAUGAUCAGCCUCUGAACUGAGGUGUGAGAAGCCGGCGCUAGGGUCCAGGGCUCCCCUCUCCUCCCUGGGAGAGGAAGACUGUGUGGACAAGCUGUGCAGUGGCGAUGAAUGACGUUUGCUUGUUUCCUUUGUUUUCUUUUGGGGAGUUCUGUUUCUCCAUUCGGUCUUAAGUUUUUUGCAAUUUCCUACCAUGUGGGGUUUUUGAGAUGCCUACCUUUCUGGGUGCCUAUCCCCAGUUGAUGGCAGAUGGAAUACCCUCAAAUACAAGGGGGGGUUUUCCUAGGGCUAUUGCUCCCUGCGCCUCUCUAAGGGGGCUAUGUUCUGCUAAGUAGUCUUCAGUAUGCAGAACUCCAGUAACUGAAGCCCCAAACUAAUAUAGCAUAUUUCAGUCCAAUACAGUAGUUCCAGAGAGCCUCCGGGGCUCACCCAGAAAAACGGCAUUUCAUUACAUUCAACGCUGGGCGUUUUGGCACAUUGUUGAAGGUAAACAAUCAUUGCACAAACUAAUUGUUUUUGGUUUAGGUUUACUUUUCUGAUCUAGAUCUGUGGUUUUGCUUUGCUUGAACUUUACUUUCUAGGCAGUUUUUCUCACUUUUGGAUCAAUCUCUGACCCCGCAUGCUUCCCCUCGUCUCUACGAGCACAUCGGAUUCUGAUCCUGAUGUUUGUUAGGCCUGGUAGUAGUGUCUGUGGUGCCAGUCUAAUGCACAAGGAAGCUACUGAAGCUGUCCAUAAAAGAGCUUCUCAUUACAUCCAACUCUGAAUUUUUCAGAACUGUAGAAUUGAUUUCCUUUUAUUCCUUAGAAUUUUAACAAUACAGCAGAUGUACUAGACUAUGACAAGUUCAUUGCUAGUUUUAUCUUAUAUUUUAUUGUCAUCCAUAAAAUGUCAUUACAUUAAGUAAUAAAUUCUAUUAUGAAUUUCUUCAUUUUAUUAGUGUUUUGGUAAAGUGCUGGGUUUGUAUAUCAAAGAAUUGUAUAUAUUUUCUGAAACAAACUGUAUUUUAUGGGAUCUAAAUUUAUAUUAUUUAACAAAAAUAAAAAACAAGGCACAA